This is a messenger RNA of Otolemur garnettii (small-eared galago), 590 nucleotides long. RefSeq names its product late endosomal/lysosomal adaptor, MAPK and MTOR activator 4 (gene LAMTOR4). The record is from RefSeq and is a predicted model, not a curated record. The coding region runs from base 72 to 371 and encodes 99 amino acids. Gene Ontology annotation, cellular component: lysosome; Ragulator complex. The transcript has 4 exons. Gene Ontology annotation, molecular function: guanyl-nucleotide exchange factor activity. Lineage: Eukaryota; Metazoa; Chordata; Mammalia; Primates; Galagidae. Gene Ontology annotation, biological process: cellular response to amino acid stimulus; positive regulation of TOR signaling.
AAGCACGUGACCGGGCCUGGAGCCGGAAGCUACCUCUGCGGUAGGGAGCUCCCGGAGCACCUAAGGCUGAGAUGACUUCUACACUGACCCAGGGGCUGGAGCGAAUCCCAGACCAGCUCGGGUACCUGGUGCUGAGCGAAGGUGCAGUGCUGGCGUCAUCGGGGGAUCUCGAGAAUGAUGAACAGGCAGCCAGUGCCAUCUCUGAGCUGGUCAGCACAGCCUGCGGUUUCCGACUGCACCACAGCAUGAAUGUCCCCUUCAAGCGUCUGUCGGUGGUCUUUGGAGAGCACACACUGCUGGUGACCGUCUCAGGACAGAGGGUGUUUGUGGUGAAGAGGCAGAACCGAGGCCGGGAGCCCAUUGACGUCUGAAUCUGCCAGAGGGCAAGGGUCUGAGAAGUGGAUUGGGUCCAUGGGCCUCUGUGAUGAAGGCAUAGCCAUCCUCCACCUCUUUCUUGGCUUGCUGCAAAAACUAAGGCCUUCUGCUCACCCACCCCUUCCUAGAAGAGCAGAGGCUUGGGGACUUUGUACUGUGUUUUCAAAGUGAAUGAGGACAACAGGACUUCCCUAAUAAAUUUGAGUCAGAUGUUC